Messenger RNA from Lolium rigidum, 1963 nucleotides. RefSeq names its product cation/calcium exchanger 1-like. The transcript has a single exon. NCBI's taxonomy places the organism in Eukaryota, Viridiplantae, Streptophyta, Magnoliopsida, Poales, Poaceae. The record is from RefSeq and is a predicted model, not a curated record. Gene Ontology annotation, cellular component: membrane. The coding region runs from base 20 to 1762 and encodes 580 amino acids. Gene Ontology annotation, biological process: monoatomic cation transport; transmembrane transport. Gene Ontology annotation, molecular function: monoatomic cation transmembrane transporter activity.
AGACAUUCAAGAAAAGGAAAUGGCUGUCUUGCGCAGGCUGUACAACAAGAGCAGCCGCAAUGCCGCCGCCGCCUGGAGCGCCUCGUUGAUACUGCUGCUCCUGCUCGUCAUCUCCCUCUCCGGGGGCGGGGCUCGAGGGAGGCGGGGUGGCAUCGUGUUAGGCUCCGGCGUAGGGGCUGGAGAUGCAGAGGAGGGGAUCUGCGAGGAGGAGCUGCUGGCACUGGACGGCCGCGCCGCGCGGUGCCGGUACCUCCAGUCCAGCCACCCGCCAUGCGGGCCGCAGGGGUACGUCGACUACCUCGUGCUCUUCUACUGCGCGUGCGGCGACGGCCAGAUGGACCUCUGGUGGUCGCCGUGGCUGGGCGGGGCGACGAUCGGGCUCUGGCUGCUCCUGCUCUUCUACCUCCUCGGCGACACCGCGUCCGAGUACUUCUGCGCCUCGCUCGAGGGCCUCUCCGCCGCGCUCCGCCUCCCGCCGGCCGUGGCCGGGGUCACGCUGCUCUCGCUCGGGAACGGCGCGCCCGACGUGCUCUCCAGCGUCGUGGCAUUCGCGUCCGGCGGCGCCGGGGACGGGGCGGGGGACGUGGGGCUCAGCGGCGCGCUCGGCGGCGCGCUGUUCGUGUCCACAGUCGUCGCCGGCCUCGUCUCCAUCUUGUCGGCUCGCCGCCGCGGUGGCGCGGGGGACGCCGUCGUCAUCGAGCGGCGCGGCUUCGUGCGCGACGUGGGCUUCCUCCUCGUCGCGCUCUGCUAUCUCCUCGCAAUCCUACUCGCCGGCAACGUCACUGUCUGGUCCGCCGCGGCCUUCCUCUCCCUCUACGCCGUCUACGUCCUCGCCGUAUCGGCCUCGCACUGCUGCCCCUGCGCCGCCGCAGACAACAGCAGCAGCAGCAGCAGCGCCGAUCACUCCGACGACCUCGCCGCCCCGCUUCUCCCCGUUGUCUCCUCCAAGAAUAAUAAGAAGCAACAACUAGCAGCCUUCGCCCGUCAGCUCCUCGCCGCGCCGCUCUACCUCCCGCGCCGCCUCACCAUCCCGGACAUCGCCGCGCACCGCUGGUCACGUGCCAACGCCGUCACCUCCGUGCUCCUCGCCCCUCUCCUCCUCGCGGCCGUCACCUGCCCGCUCACCCCAACCUUCCUCCUCGGCGCCGCCCUCACCGGCGCCCUCCUCGCCAUCGCAGCGGCCUCGACCACGGACGCCGCAACACCCCCUCGCGGCCGGUACGCGCGCCUCGUGUGGCUCGUCGGCGGGUUCCUCAUGUCCGUCCUCUGGUCCUACGUGCUCGCCCGCGAGCUCGUGUCCCUGCUCGUGUCGACCGGCAUCAUCGCCGGCAUUCCCGCCUCCGUGCUGGGCGUCACCGUGCUCGCGUGGGGCAACUCCCUCGGCGACCUGGUCUCAGACGUGGCCAUGGCAACCCAAGACGGCAAGGCGGGCGCGCAGACAGCGGUGGCGGGUUGCUACGCCGGGCCAGCGUUCAACAUGGUGGUGGGGCUGGGGCUGUCGAUGGCGAUCGCGGCGGCGGGGACGUACCCGGAGCCGUACGAGGUGCCGGUGCAGGCGUCGACGUUCGUGACAGUGGGGUUCCUGGUGGCCGGGCUGGCGUGGGCGCUGGUCGUGCUGCCGGCGCGGGGGAUGCGGCUGGACGCCGUGCUCGGGGCCGGGCUGCUCGCACUCUACCUCUGCUUCCUCGCCGUCAGGCUGGCGGACGCCGUCGGCGUCCUCAGCUUGAAUUCACUCUCUCUUGCCAAGAAUACCGUGACGUGACCGGCAUGCAUGGUUGAUCGAUCGCUGUAAGAUCUGACGGUGAAGCGACGAAAAAUUGGCGGGACAAGAUCGAAGAGGAGGAAGAAGAUUGGAGCUGGUGGUGGUACUAGACUGUAGGCCAAACUAACUACAUCGAUCGAUUGAUGCUUAAUUACGUGUGCUUUGUCUGAAGCUGUUUUUUUUGUUUGGCUUCUUCUUCUG